GGAACGUUACACGUUUAGAUAUUUUAAUUAACGACUGAUUGGCAUCCUUUGCUUCGUAUAACGCGGUGUUUCUUAGACACCUAACGGCCGUGUUAUACUCUGUUUCAUUCGAAGUUUACGCGAUCUCUACCUCACUUCACCGUGUUCGUUUUUUUCAAACGUCAGGCCAGGAGAAUUACGUAGGAGGAGUAUUUCAUAACGAGACCAUUUGCAUUGUUCCGCUUACCUGGCAUUUUUAAUAAAUGAUGAUAAGAAAACGGUACCCGCGUUUAAUACAGCCCACCAUUUACAUUCUUUUUACGUAUUCCCCCUUUCUUUCAUUCUUUUUUUUUUUUACCGACUGUCCCACUAGAGAAGGUACCCUCAUUUCCUUCCUACAAAAUUGUACCGUUGUAUGCAAAAAGGGUCUUACGAUUAACGUUGCAGGUUAAUUUAGUUUCUUUCGUAUGCAGUAAAAAUUGGAAGAUUGAGGGCAUAGGUAGAAAAGAACAGCGAAUCUAAUUGUGCGUUUUAUGCAAAAUGGGCCCUCGGUGUCCUGAGGCCGUUCUCGCAUCCAACAGUACUAUUACGCGUAUUAACUCUUUCUGUGGAACGCACUCAAAACGUUUCAAUGGAAACCAGCCCCGUCAACGAGCACGUUUCAAUUACGAGAUCCGUUCUUUUGAAAAUAUCAUGGUAACCGGUAAUCACGACCAUCCAAGAACGACGAAAAUGAAAAAGAACAAUGCGUCUUUCCGUAUUGAAUAUGAAAUUUGUAUGCGAAAAUUAAAACGUCGAGGGAAAAUCUGAUAGACGAAACAUUCUUUAAUUUUCAACUUGCAUUUUUACCCGGUUUAUUUCCGUUAUCACAACACGCAUUAGCAUUACACGAUAUAAUCUCGCUUCGCUUCGGAAGUGGUAGCCGAGCUUUCUUCUUUUCAGUGUUUAAUUUCACGAUUUACUUGAAACAAUUGCGCGUUCAGCGGCUCGGCAAAGGUCGAAUAUACAACUCCGUGUCGGAGGUCUAUUUGUUUUAUCUAGCCUGUAGCGGCAACCUGCUCCCGCAUUAUUUUGACAAUAACGCCGUGCAACCACGCGAAGCAGACACAACUAUAUAGCUAAUUUAUGCAAAAUGCAACCUUUCGUAUGCUCGCCCACGGCCAUGUAACGUGAGCGGUGCUCAUUACAUUAUAACAAAAUAAUAUUUAACGAUUGUAAUUGACCGUAACUACGAGUUGAAUCUGAUAUAAAACGAAGAAAAAUCGAAUUACGCGUGACGCGUCGAUUUGCAUAUAUCGCGCCUCGCACAUUCCCCUUCGAUCGUUGCGUCACGGUUAAAUGGAUUCGUUAAGUAAUUAUCGUUGUUCGGAAUUUCAUGGGAAAAAUAUCAGUUAAAUCCCUUUUACGAUUAUUACGGAGUUUCAAAAAUUGUAGAAUCGUUCGUCGAGCGUUUUAUCGAACGAUCGAUAUAAAUCGAUGUACGUCCAGUCGAUAAUGUUUCCCGCGUUUUUUCCAAGUCACGUGACCCGCUCGAUCGAGAUAUUCAGUUUUCGUAUGCGCAGCGCAGUUGCGCAUAGCGCCAACACCGUUACGGAACGGUUUUGCUGUCAGUUUCUAUUCGGCGGUUAAUCAAACCACGUUCAUUUUCCACGCUCGAACGGUAUUUAUAAUCUGCCUUUCAAAACAAGCCCCGAAGCUUCGCGUUCGCUUUCCGUCUUCCGGUUGCCUUUCAAUGCUAGCCGAAGCAUGGUUUCCGAUUUUACGAUGGGACGCUGCCGCUCGUUUUAUCUCUGGUCAUUGAACCUCUACUUCGGAGAACACAGCGAGUCUAUGUUCCGAGUUGUUUUUCCUUCGUUUUUCUUUCGGUUUUUACACGGUAGUGCAUGACGAUUGACCGGAUUUGAAACAUUGUGUUAUGUGUGUGUUCACCGAACCUGUUCGUGCUCUUCGUGAUCGGCGUUUUCGACUUAACCACGCAAGGUGGUGAACGUCUUCAUACUUCAUUGGAUACUGAAACGUUUCAAUAAAUACAGUAAGGUCGCAGCGUAGCCGGGAGGAUGUGAUGGAGGAUGCGAAGAAGAGGAACGCGUGAGAUCGUGAUCGCCCGAAGAUGGCCGCGACGUCGGUUGCUCUCGUUUCAACGUGAUCCCUGGAGGCAAGCAGGCAACACGAGGGAGGGACCGAGGGAUGCAUUGAGAGCUCCCGAACGGCGGCGAGCAUCAGAGAGAGAAGCAGAGCCAGCCGAAAGAAGCGAUGGAGGAUGUACGAGGUUCACCUGCGCGUCGCCUCUCGCAGCUCCUCGACCCGAUCCAAAGGCUGGCCACCGAUUUCGGCUCAAACUCGGCCCCUUGUAGCCCGAGGCUCGGUGUGCGUGCUCACGAGCCGAGUUCCGCGGGCAUCGGUCAAGCUGGCGGAGCCGAAAGCAGUCGAAGACAGCAGCAGCAAGCCGGGCCGGAAUCGAGUCGUGGCAAGGCUGGCGGAGCCGAGAGUCCUCGAUUAUGGCCGCGCCAGUUUCGUCAAGCUCCAGCACCACCGCCCCGACCCAGACACGCCAACAAUGCCAACAACAAUAACAACAACAACAACAACGUCGCCUCGGCCUCGGCCUCGGCAAGUCUUCAGGCGCCUGUGCACAACAGGGACUCGCCGUACGUGAACGUUCCAAACCUGUUGUUCCAAAAGGACAAAGGAUUCGCGGAGGCCGCGAGAAGCGCGGGAUACGUCGAGCUCAGGGACACGAAGCCAAAGUGUAGCCCGUACGAUUUUACGUCAGACUCGAGCGGACACGUCGAGUACACGGACAAACGAACGUACGCAGCGCAGACCGACUUGGACGCGAGCGCAAGCUGCUACGACAGCAAGGAUCUCGCCUCGGUAGCUAGGUCCAGGUCGAAUUUUGAUCCCGGACCAGCGUCACGGGGACAUUUCGAUCGAGCCUACUCGUUCUCGGGAAGGCAACCGGAUCAAGCUGGUAGAUUGUUCGCGGAAAAUCGGUUGUACGUGGAAUCGAGAAGCGUGGCGGUUGCGGCAGCGGCAGCGGCAGCGGCUGCUGUGGUUACCUCGGACCCGAAGAAGGAGAAGCUCGAGAGCAGACCCGCUUACGGUUCCUCCAAGAGCUUCGAUGGAUACUCGAGCGCCGUGGAGGAGCUUAAUUGGCAGGAGAGGUGCCUCGAGCUGCAACUCGAGCUGCACAGAAGCAGAAGCCAGGCCACCAGGGUGCGAGACAUGCUUCGCGAGAAGCUGUCGGAGCUCGAGCAGCGGGUCUUAGAAGCCGAGGGCCGAGCUGACGAGGCGGAGGACAAGGUACGGAUGAUGGAGGAGCGGCUAGUGAAGGGUGAAUACUGCUUGAGCACAUCCGGCGUUGGCUCUCCACCGCAUUCGCUGCCGUCAACUUCCGGUACGCAGAAUGACAAGAUCGAGGACGUUCAUUGUGCUUGCAUCUCGAAGCUAGAGACACAGGUAGAGGAACAGAGACAGUUGCGGCUUCAAGACGCGAGGCAGGUAGAGGCAAAAGCCGCGAGGAUUAAGGAAUGGGUGACCAAUAAACUAAGGGAAUUGGAGCAACAGAAUCAACACUUGAGGGAGCAGAACAACAAAUGCAAUCAACAAUUGGAGCUAUUGAGAAAUCAUAUAACAAAUAUCGGCCUGAAACCACCUGCACCCACGAGAACCUCCUUGUCCCUGGAAGUAGACUCAACGUUACGCAGACGAUCGGAGAGCCUAGAGGGAACACCACAGGCGGUACCGGAAAGCGUGCAAAGUGCCGUAGCGGAGCCACAAGCAGGCACGAAACACCGGAGACACCUGUCCGCUUGUGGGACCAUACAACGAGGAAUCGCUACCACCAACAUGGAUUCAAGCCUACUGUCUGAAGAGCUCGCGGCGGCGGUGGAGAAUCUGGUGAUGUUGCCAAACAUACCAGGUGUCUCGGAAACGAGCAGAGAUAGCGGAAGCUCGGAAGCUAUACACGAUUACGCGGAGAUCUACACGCCUAGCAGGGAAGGGAUGAAUUGGGCUCAGAAUGCACAGGCUCCUCGACCACCCACCCCGCCCUUACACCGAUUUCCCAGUUGGGAGGCAAAGAUUUAUCAGGUAGCAGACGGCGGGCUUGGCAUUGGUCCACCGACAAACGAGGAAUCCGCGCCUUCCACGAUGACCAACACGACAAGCUCGUCGAAACAUUCCCAAGCAACAGGACACAACUUGACUGCGCACAAUUCCCAAGGCUACUGCGAUAUUUCGGUUCCAGUGUACGCAACGGUCAAGGGACGAGCCAGUCAAAUCAGGUCCAUGCCCUUUGGCGACAGUUCUGACGAUAGUUCAGACGGUGAAGAACAUCCGAAUCAAACAGAGACCAACACGAGAAUUACCAAUAGUUCCUCGGAUAACACGGACUCCUCGCUUGGCAGCGGAAGUAGUCCAUCGAAAAGCGUGAAAACCACCAGCAGUCUUAGUCCAGCGAAGAGAAGUUCCAGCGGUUCUCCCAGUAAAAGUGUGAAACGUGAUACCUCGUUGGAAUCUGGUCUGUCGGAAGACUACGCGAUACCUCCUGACGCCCUUAGCUCAACCUCCCUCGAAUCUAGUAUGCCUAGCUUGCUGAUGCGUGUCUCUGGCGAGAGUCCAAAACGCCAAGAAUCUCUAGAAAAGACUGGCCACCUCGCGAAACUUGGUGGCAAACUGAAAACGUGGAGGAAAAGGUGGUUCGUGUUGAAGAACGGAGUUCUCACCUAUUGGAAGAGUCAGAACGAUGUGAAUCGGAAACCGCAAGGGCAAAUCGUGUUGGACGAAGUGUGCAGGGUGGCGUUUUCUAAUAGGAUAAACAGGGCAGAAGGCGCGGCUACGUUCGAGAUAGCAACAGGCAAGAAAACGUAUUAUUUAACAGCGGACUGUAUAGCGACGAUGGAAGACUGGAUAAGAGUUCUCCAGAACGUACAGAGGCGGAACGCGACGAAGCUUUUGCUCAGCAAAGAGGAUAAUAAACCGACGAUACAAGGCUGGUUGACAAAGGUGAAGAACGGGCAUGCUAAGAAGUGCUGGUGCGUCCUCAUCGGAAAAAUGUUCCUUUACUUUAAGUGCCCUAACGAUACGAAUCCUAUUGGACAAAUAAACAUGAGAGACGCGAGAGUGGAAGAGGUAGAGCAUGUAUCCGACAGCGACAGCGAGGAAAGGGACGCCGAGUGUCCUCACGAAAGGACGAUCGGCAUCUUUCCAACUCAUCAAGGUCCUACGUAUUUGUUGAUGCCUCACAAACAGGAAAAAGACAAUUGGCUGUAUCAUUUGACGGUCGUUUCCGGUGGAGGACCUAGCGCGGGGACUCAGUACGAACAGCUGGUUCAAAGAUUGAUGGAAACUGACGGAGAUCCUAGCUGUGUCCUCUGGAGACACCCAUUGCUGCUCCACACGAAAGAAAAUAUCACUAGUCCACUGACCAGCUUGACAUCCGAAGCCUUGCAGACCGAGGCCAUCAAGCUUUUCAAGGCUUGCCAGUUGUUCAUGUCGGUGGCAGUGGAGCAAGCAGGCAUAGACUAUCAUGUGGUACUAGCGCAAAAUGCGUUACAACAAUGCUUAGACCAGCCUGAACUACAAUCUGAAUUCAUAUGCGCACUGGUAAAGCAGACAAGUCGUCACACGCAACACCGUUUGGGCGUACAGGUAAAAAAGGCCGCCAGACUUGUGUCGCUGGGUACUGCGCGCGUUCAGCUCCUCCUCUGCGCCACGCAAUCGCUGUUCACCUGCGAUACGCAAAGUCCCGCGGCAAAUGGCAGCGGUGAAAAUGCGGACGCACAAUCGACGGCCUCCACUUCUCACAGUCCUCCGCUCAUGCAGGGCCAUUCGACCUCUACGAUUCUGGACUGCAAAACUAAUCCCGCCCAGUACGUUCUUAUCCAGGGAUGGCAGCUGCUCGCACUCGCUGUUUCACUUUUCCUGCCGAGGAAUAAUCGGUUACUAUGGUACCUGAAGUUACAUCUGCAACGAAACGCAGACACCAAAACGGAAUGUGGUAAAUAUGCAGCCUACUGUGAAAGAGCGUUGGAAAGAACGCUCCAGAAUGGUGGAAGAGAAGUAAAACCAUCUAGGAUGGAGGUUCUGUCUAUACUAAUGAAGAAUCCUUACCAUCACUCCUUACCCCAUGCGAUACCAGUUCACUUCUUAAAUGGCACAUACCAGGUUGUAAGCUUCGACGGUAGUACUACGAUAGAGGAAUUUUUAAAUACUCUGAACCAGGAAAUUGGUUGUCGAGACGUGCAUCAGUCUGGUUUCACGUUGUUUAGCGAUGAUCCGAUUGAAAAGGAUCUUGAACAUUUCAUUGAUCUUCAAGCAAAACUGUGCGAUAUAAUUUCAAAAUGGGAAACUGCUUUGAGAGAAAAGGGCUCAGGAAAGUUUGAAAAUACUAGAGUGAUUCAAUUGACGUAUAAAUCAAGAUGUUAUUGGAGACAGGCAGCCAAAAUGGAAACUGACAGAGAGAGACUGCUUCUGUGUUACCAAGUUAAUCAACAGGUGGUACAAGGAAAAUUUCCAGUAAACAGAGACCUUGCAUUUGAGCUUGCAUCGUUAAUGGCACAGAUCGAUUUUGGAGAGUACAAUAAUGACAAAGCGCGAGGAAGUGGGCCAGGAAGUAAUCCCCAUCACCUCGUUCUUCAAGCCCUAGACAAAUUUUAUCCUGUACGAUACAGGACAAACAUCAAUGCCGAACAAUUGAGGGAAAUGCAAGAGAAACUGCAAGAAAAGUGGAUCGCCUUAAAAGGUCGCAGUGUAUUAGACUGUGUUCGCAUAUAUCUAACUUGCACCAGAAAGUGGCCUUUCUUUGGAGCUACACUUUAUCAAGCAAAGUUGAAACAAGCUGAACCAAUAACUGUUUGGAUAGCUGUUUCUGAGGACAGUGUAACAUUACUAGAGUUACAAACAAUGGCGGUGAUGUGUCGUUACAACUAUGCAAAUAUAGUCACGUUUGGAGGGUGUUUGGAUGAUUUUAUGCUUGUUGCUUGCCCUGACGAAGGUGCUGCAGAACAGAAGCUGCUGUUUGCACUUUCAAAGCCCAAGAUUCUGGAAAUAACUUUAUUGAUCGCCGACUACAUGAACGCCUUGGGACACGCUUUACCCGGUACUCCACAAAUGAACACGUUAACGCGCAAUGGAUCUCACAGAUCUAUCAAAUCGACUCUAAGACCUACCACUGGUUCAAGCUGUCUUCCAACACAACCGGAUAUCUUAAAGUCGACACCAGACCACCAAAGACCUUAAAAAGACUGGUGCAAAAUAAAAAGAAAGAAGCAGGGGAAUAUGUGGCUCUUGGUUUUGUGGAAGUUUAAUUCUGCCAAGGCACUAAAUUUAUAUUCAAAGGUACUACCAAGCUGUACUAUAAAAGCCGGCAUAAAAACGAUACACUGGACGAUGCGCAGUAACCUAAUGCGCUGUAGUUGAUUUUAGUUGCAUUUUUGUGUAAAUUAGAAUUGAUGCUUACGAAGAAAGUUUAUGUACAUACCUGACAGCAUUGAAACUCUGUGUAGUCCACGUUACGCGGAUUAAAACGUGGGUGACUGAAGUAAAUUGAAACGAUCUGCAACACUGCCUACAGUAAAAUUAGUAUGUCUGAAUCACAUCGAAUAGAGUUUCAUGGAAAAGCUAAGCAAUCGUGCUGAAACUUUUUGCUACCGUAUUUAUAUACCAAAUUCGAAACGUUUAGCGUAAGGUUAACUAAAGAAAAGCGACGUACCACGUACUAUGUAUAUAAUUAAUCAAAGUUAUUGGAUGUUUAGAAGUCUAGUGAGUGAUGCAGCGAUGAUACCUUUGUCUUCGAUAUAAGAGUAUGAUGACGAAAUUAUUACUUCUUGCCAAAUCGACCGCAAGCCAUGUACGAGCUGCAAUGAGAAAUUGCAGUUAUGAACAACAAUGCACACGUGAUCGUUAUUACUACUGAAAAUAAGUAUGCAAUUUUUUAAACGUUUCCUUUAAAUACAAAAUGCGUCGGACACAAUAACUGUACUGUACUUACUGUUGGAAGUUGAAAAGACAGUUUUGAUAGUUCUCUGGUGUUCUUGUCAGAAAUCGUUUUCAAUUAAUUAAUUAUGUUUUACGUGUCAGUUGUUUUAUCAUUUCAAAUCGUGCCCCAUCAAUGUUGAACAGUAAGUACAAACAGCAUUUAAGUCUCUUUUAAAGCUCAAUCGUAAAAAAACAAAAGAUUCUUUAUACGGAAAGUAACGAACAAAACUUACAUAUUAUCAUAUUAUUUUGAUAACGGCUAGUCUCAUAUUUUAUAUUUAUUUAAUAUUUAAGCAAAUAAGUUUGUUUUAUAUAAGGACACGACCAAAUAGAUAUAAUGGGAACGCGUUUUCUUUAACACUUAGUAUCGUUCCUGGAUAAUAGAUGUGCAGCGUUUUUGUACUAAUUAAAAGAUGAUCCCGUCAUAUGUAUAGAAGUUUUGUACUCGCUUGACGUGUCCUACAUAACUAGCAAAUGUCUUCCUUCUCUUUAGUACCCAGAAGUAAAUAAAAGUUAAGGGUAGGGCUUUCGUGCAAUACGUACAAGACUUCUAUAAUUUUGUAAUUCCUGAAAUAGGCUGAGUAUGAUUGUGCCUCUCUGAGCAGUAUAGACAAAGUUAUUCUAUGCACGGCUUUGUUUAGCGCAUUGAAGAUUUAUAUAAAAAAAAGAAAACGAUCGAACCUCAGAUCACACUGGGAGCAGUACAAAGAUAUGCAAAAACGACAUUUUGUCUUUAAUUUUUAUAAUACGCAAUGAAAAUGCUACUAUUUAGGUGCUUAGCACCUUUGUAUUAUGAAGCAGUAAAAGAAAGAGUCAUUGAUCUGUAAAUAUUACUGUAGGCUUAAGUUUCUAAGUAUAGUAGAAUGAGAAGAGGGCAGCUAAUAAAAAUUACAAUUGUCAUAGAAGUCUCCUGCGAUCGUCGAGCUGUCUAUGAAUAUUCUGCUAAGCCUACCAUCUUACAUUUCUAUUUAUUAUUUAUUCGCAUAAAACGACGCGUAAAAGGCACGAGCGGUGUAAGCAGAAAACAUUGUACUAUUGUACAGGAAAAAAAGAAAUAAACUGCUCGAAUGUGCA
This is a messenger RNA of Osmia lignaria (orchard mason bee), 9033 nucleotides long. RefSeq lists its product as uncharacterized. The record is from RefSeq and is a predicted model, not a curated record. Lineage: Eukaryota; Metazoa; Arthropoda; Insecta; Hymenoptera; Megachilidae. Gene Ontology annotation, cellular component: cytoskeleton.